GCAUGUUGGCGCCAUUUUGGAGCUAGGAGGGGGAAGAGAGCUGCAGAGGAGGACGCGAUUUAUUACAAUUCAUUGUUACCAGGCAGUGAGAGCUAAAGAGGAUGGCUCACUCUAAAGCUCGAGCCACAGAUGGGAAGGUGACCUACCCUCCGGGGGUCAAGGAGAUCUCUGACAAAAUCUCCAAAGAGGAAAUGGUCCGCAGGCUCAAGAUGGUUGUAAAGACCUUCAUGGACAUGGACCAAGACUCUGAGGAAGAAAAGGAACUUUAUCUGAACCUAGCCCUUCACCUGGCCUCAGACUUUUUUCUCAAACACCCAGACAAAGAUGUGCGUCUUUUAGUGGCCUGCUGUCUUGCUGAUAUAUUCAGGAUUUAUGCGCCGGAGGCACCCUACACCUCUCCAGAUAAGCUAAAGGACAUUUUUAUGUUCAUAACAAGACAGCUCAAAGGACUGGAGGACACAAAAAGUGCACAGUUCAACAGAUACUUCUACCUGCUGGAGAACAUAGCUUGGGUGAAGUCCUACAAUAUUUGUUUUGAGCUUGAAGACAGCAAUGAGAUAUUCACCCAACUUUACCGAACGCUCUUCCAGGUCAUAAACAAUGGCCACAACCAGAAAGUGCACAUGCACAUGGUGGACCUGAUGAGCUCCAUCAUUUGCGAGGGAGACACCGUAUCACAGGAGCUGCUGGACACAGUUUUAGUCAACCUGGUACCUGCACACAAGAAUUUGAAUAAACAAGCGUAUGACCUGGCCAAAGCUCUGCUAAAGAGGACUGCUCAAGCUAUCGAACCUUACAUCACCAAUUUCUUCAAUCAGGUGCUGAUGCUAGGAAAGACUUCAGUCAGCGAUCUGUCUGAACACGUUUUCGACCUCAUCUUGGAGCUUUACAACAUAGACAGUCACCUGCUUCUGUCUGUGUUGCCACAGCUGGAGUUUAAACUCAAGAGUAAUGAUAAUGACGAGAGGCUGCAGGUGGUGAAGCUGCUUGCUAAAAUGUUUGGAGCCAAGGACUCCGAGUUGGCUGCUCAGAACAAACCACUCUGGCAGUGUUACCUGGGCAGGUUUAAUGACAUCCAUGUGCCUAUCAGACUGGAGUGUGUAAAGUUUGCAAGUCAUUGUCUCAUGAACCACCCAGACUUGGCCAAAGAUCUCACAGAAUUCAUGAGGGUCAGAUCACAUGACCCAGAGGAGGCCAUCCGCCAUGAUGUCAUUGUCUCCAUAGUAACCGCUGCUAAGAAAGACUUGUCCCUUGUAAAUGAUGCUUUGCUCAAUAUUGUAAAGGAGAGGACCUUGGACAAGAGAUGGCGAGUACGUAAGGAGGCCAUGAUGGGUCUGGCGUCUAUCUAUAGGAAGUACUCGCUGCAGGGCGAGGGCGGGAGGGAAGCCUCUAAACAGAUUUCCUGGAUCAAAGACAAACUGCUUCAUAUCUACUACCAGAACAGCAUCGAUGACAGGUUGCUGGUGGAAAGAGUGUUUGCCCAGUACAUGGUUCCUUACAACCUGGAAACCACUGAGAGAAUGAAGUGUCUUUACUAUCUCUAUGCUACGUUAGACACAAACGCUGUCAAAGCUUUGAAUGAGAUGUGGAAGUGUCAAAACAUGCUGAGACAUCAUGUCAAAGACCUGCUGGACCUGAUCAAAAAACCUAAGUCUGAAGCAUCCAGCAAAGCUGUAUUUGCCAAAGUCAUGGUGAUCACAAGGAACCUGCCAGACCCAGGCAAAGCUCAGGACUUUGUGAAGAAGCUUGCUCAGGUCUUGGAGGAUGAUGAGCGCAUCAGAGAUCAGUUGGAAACCUUGGUCAGCCCCAGCUGCUCCUGUAAGCAAGCUGAAGUCUGUGUGCGAGACAUCACGAAAAAGCUCGGCAGCCCCAAACAACCCAGCAACCCAUUCCUGGAAAUGGUUAAGUUUCUUCUGGAGAGGAUUGCUCCCGUCCACAUCGACACAGAAUCCAUCAGUGCUUUGAUAAAACAGGUAAACAAGUCUAUUGAUGGAACAGCUGAUGAUGAAGAGGAGGGUGUUCCCACAGAAGAGGCCAUCAGAGCAGGACUGGAACUGUUGAAGGUGCUGUCUUUCACACACCCCGUGUCAUUCCACUCCGCUGAGACGUUCGAGUCUUUGCUGGGUUGUCUAAAAAUGGAAGAUGAGAAAGUGGCCGAGGCUGCUCUGCAGAUCUUCAAGAACACAGGCAGCAAGAUGGAGGAGAGUUUUCCUCACAUCAAAUCUGUUUUACUGCCAGUACUGCAAGCCAAAGCUAAGAGAGGUCCUCCUCGCCAGGCCAAGUACUCGAUCCACUGCAUCAACGCCAUGUUCAGCAACAGAGACACACACUUUGCCCAAAUCUUUGAGCCUCUGCACAAAAGUCUGGACCCUGCUAACCUGGAGCAGCUCAUCACCCCUCUGACCACGCUGGGUCACCUCGCCCAGCUGGCCCCAGAACAGUUUGCUGCACCACUGAAAUCGCUCGUUGCCAACUUCAUUGUGAAGGAUCUGCUCAUGAACGACAGGAUCCCUGGCAAGAAGACAACCAAACUUUGGGUUUCUGAUGAUGAAGUGUCUCCAGAAACUAUGGCUAAGAUCCAGGGCAUAAAGCUGAUGGUGAGGUGGCUGCUGGGAGUGAAGAACAACCAGAGCAAAUCGGGCAACUCCACCCUGAGGAUGCUGACUGCGAUCCUCCACAGUGAUGGAGACCUAACUGAGCAGGGCAAGAUGGGUAAACCAGACAUGUCAAGGCUGCGUCUGGCAGCAGCGUGCGCACUCCUCAAGCUGGCACAGGAGCCCUGCUAUCAUGAAAUCAUCACUCUGGAGCAAUAUCAGCUGUGUGCUCUUGUCAUCAACGACGAAUGCUACCAAGUGCGACAAUGUUUUGCUCAGAAGCUCCAUCGAGGCUUGUGCCGCCUCCGUCUGCCGCUGGAGUACAUGGCAGUGUUUGCUUUGUGUGCCAAAGAUCCUGUAAAGGAGAGGAGGGCUCACGCUCGCCAGUGCCUGGUGAAAAAUGUCAACAUACGCCGAGAGUAUCUCAAACAGCACGCAGCUAUCAGCGACAAGCUGUUGUCUCUGCUGCCGGAGUAUGUGGUUCCCUACACCAUCCACCUUCUGGCUCAUGACCCAGACUAUGUCAAAGUGCAGGACAUUGAGCAGCUGAAAGAAAUCAAAGAAGCUUUGUGGUUUGUCCUCGAGAUCAUCAUGGCCAAGAAUGAGAACAACAGCCACGCCUUCAUAAGAAAAAUGGUAGAAAAUAUCAAACAGACAAAAGACGCCCAGGCCUCCAGUGACCCCAAAACUAACGAGAAACUGUACACAGUGUGUGAUGUAGCCAUGAACAUCAUCAUGUCGAAGAGCACCACCUACAGCCUGGAGUCCCCCAAAGACCCCGUGCUGCCGUCACGCUUCUUCACCAAACCAGACAAGAAUUUCAGCAACACUAAAAAUUAUCUCCCUCCAGAGAUGAAAGCAUUCUUUUCACCAGGAAAACCCAAGUCGGCUAACGUUUUGGGUGCAGUGAACAAGCCGCUGGCGUCAGCCGGUAAACAGCUGCAGAGUAAAGCCUCCCGUAUGGAGACGACCAGUAACGACUCUUCGUCCAACCCAGGAUCCCCACAGCGCAGCAAGACCAGACAUGACAGCACAGAAAUGGAUCAUAGUGAAAAUGAAGACAUCAGCCUGAGAGCAGACAGUGUUGACAAGGAUAUUGAAAAACCCCGCGGUCGCAAACGUGGCAUGACUUCCAGCGACGACCAGGAGAGCAAGCCAAAGCGUGGACGCAAGAGGGCGUCCGCCAGCACGCCCGCAGCGGCCGACUGUGAAGAUCCGUGGGACGAGGACGCACGGCCAGAGGACGAACAGAACAGCCCGCCCAAGAAGGGACGCAGGGGCCGACCCCCAAAGUCUGCCACGGCUAACCAGGACACGCCUUCCAAAGGGAGGAGGGGGCGCAAAAAGGCAGCUCCUCCACCUGAGGAAGAUGGUGAAGAAGAGGAGGAAGAGGAAGAUGAGAGGGGGGAUGAGGAUGAGGAUGAGGAUGAUGAUAAGAGCAGUGAAAACAUGGAGGUGAAGACUAAAGGAGGAAGGCAAGCCAGAGCGUCGCGACGAUCACAAGGCAGCUCAGAGUCAAUAGAGUCCACGCCACAGAAGAGGAGAGGACGUCCGCCCAAAUCAGCUCAACCUGCUGCCAAGAAACCAGCCCGCGGCGGACGAUCGAAGGCCGCUGCAGUUAAAGCCGACUCUGACGAAGAAGAGGAGGAGGAGGAGGAGGAGGAAGAUGAGCCAACAACAAGGGGUCGCAAGAAGGCAGCCGGGCGCAGAAGAUGAGCUGAAAACCACCCGACUUCAAUAAACAGCUCGUCUCCAAAGGAGAAAUGAUAAAUGAAAAAAAAAAAAAACUAUAUAUAUGGACACUGAACUUUAAAAUUUGUUCAUAUUCUCCAACUGUUACUCCACUUGCACACGACAUGAGAACAUCCGCAUCGUCAGCUGUGGGUCUUGCUUUGUGCUGCAUUGUGAUAAUGUUUGCCACAUUAAGUAGAAAUCAUUUUAACAUAAAAAACAAACAAAAACAACUUGUAAAUAGUCUGAUUCUUGUCCUGUUGUUUGAUGCUGACUGGGAGGAUGCUGGAAAGCUGCCUCCUGCUGAUGUUCUGGAUUAAAGCGCUCCCAUGAUGCAGUGUUGCUCAUCAACGUUCCCUCGGUGUCCUACUUUUAAAAAAACCUGCAGAUUACCGCUUUCUUGUGAAGUUAUUAAAUGUUUUUUACACCUCUGUAUAUUAAAACUUUUUUUUUUUACCAGGUAUUGAAUACUUCAAACGUGUCAGAUAAUGAUCCACAUGUAGAGUUGCUUCUGGGUAUUACUGUAGUGCAGUUUUGGUUUUUAGGUCUGUGUUCGCUGGUAGAAGUUAAGUCGCCUGCAGCUGUCGUGUUUGUCACCGCUGUUUAACUUUGGCCACGCCUCCACCCAGU
Nematolebias whitei (Rio pearlfish) is the source of this 4955-nucleotide messenger RNA. RefSeq names its product PDS5 cohesin associated factor B (gene pds5b). The record is from RefSeq and is a predicted model, not a curated record. Gene Ontology annotation, cellular component: nucleus; chromatin. Gene Ontology annotation, molecular function: DNA binding. The coding region runs from base 102 to 4310 and encodes 1402 amino acids. Gene Ontology annotation, biological process: DNA repair; mitotic sister chromatid cohesion. Lineage: Eukaryota; Metazoa; Chordata; Actinopteri; Cyprinodontiformes; Rivulidae. The transcript has 35 exons.